GUGGGCGUGGCUUACGUUUGCGGUUGUUUUUGUCAUGCAUACUACAGACAGCGAUGAGAUUCAUCUACAUGUUUGUUUGUUUUUUCAAAUCAAUCAAUCACAAUUCAUGUUUUGAUCAACAUCUGUUUGUUUAUUCGUCGUAAAAUGGACAGUCUUUCAGGGCAAAACUCAGAGAAGGACAGACUUCUGACCUCUGUCACAGACUAUGAGUCCAAUGACCUCAACGGCAGGUGUCACGGCAACCUUCAAACCCUGGAUGUGUCUUCAUCAGGGUCACUUCAGCAGCGUGAGGAGGAGGAAGAGGAGGAGGCGCUGAGGAGGAAGCUGAAAUAUUUCUUCAUGAGUCCAUGUGAUAAAUAUCACGCUAAAGGCCGCAAACCCUUCAAACUCGUCCUUCAGCUGCUAAAGAUCAUCAUAGUUACAGUACAGCUGGUAAUGUUUGGUCUCAGUAAUCAUAUGGUGGUCGCUUUUAAGGAAGAAAACACAGACUCCUUCAAACAUCUGUUCCUGAGAGACUAUAAGGAUGAUUCUGAGGAACCAAUCUGUAUCCACACACAGAAAGAUGUUUAUGAAAACAUUGAAUACGCUAUAGAUCAGUAUCUGGCUCUAUCACAGACAUCAGUGGGCAAGUACGCAUAUGUUUCAGGUGUGGGUUUAAAUGGAAGCGCCCUCUCUCUGUGUCAGCGGUACUACAGGAAGGGUAGCAUUGAUCCAGUCAAUGACACGUUUGACAUUGACCCUCGUGUUAUGACAGAUUGUAUUGGACUGAAUCCACUCCUGGAUGUCUCACCUUCACUACAAAACAACUACAAGAACUUCACCCUCAAAUUUCAAAAGUUAAUUAAUGUUACGAUACAGUUUCAGCUGAAGGCAAUAAAUAUUCAGACGAUUAUCAACAAUGAGAUUCCUGACUGUUACACCUUCUCCAUCACAAUUCUGUUUGAUAAUAAAGCUCACAGCGGUAAAAUAAAGCUGAGUUUGCAGAAUCAAGCGUCCAUUAAGGAGUGUCGAGACCCUAAUGUGUCCGGACACGCGGACAGCUAUGCUCGUGUAGCGUUUGAUCUGUUUGUGGCUGUGAUCUGUGGUCUUUCUCUGGUGUUGUGUGGACGCUCCAUCAUCAGAGGAAUCAUCCUGCAAAAUGAGUUUGUGCAGUAUUUCAGACGCUCUCUGGAUCGUUCAGUGUGUUGGGGAGAUCGUCUGGAGUUUAUUAACGGCUGGUAUCUGCUCCUCAUCAUCAGCGAUGUUCUCACCAUCAUCGCCUCCUUCAUUAAAAUCGCCAUAGAGACCAAGAAUCUGGCGUCUUACGAUGUCUGCAGUAUUUUAAUGGGAACCUCCACGCUGCUGGUGUGGGUGGGUGUGAUACGAUACUUCAGCUUCUUUCAGAAAUAUAAUAUUCUUAUUGUGACUCUGCGAGCUGCGUUUCCAAAUGUGAUUCGAUUCUGCUGCUGUGCUGCUGCUAUUUACAUGGGCUACUGCUUCUGCGGCUGGAUCGUCCUGGGACCUUACCACAAUAAAUUUCGCUCUCUCUCUACAGUGUCCGAGUGUUUGUUUUCUCUAAUAAACGGCGAUGACAUGUUUGCGACAUUCUCUGAGGUGGAGCAGAGUGGGGCGCUGGUGUGGGUCUUCAGUCAGGUGUAUCUCUACACCUUCAUCUCGCUCUUCAUCUACAUGGUUCUGUCGCUCUUCAUCGCUGUCAUCACUGGAGCCUACGAAACCAUCACACAACAAUCCCAGGAUCCUCCUCAGGUGUCUGAAGUGCACCGCUUCAUCGCUGAAUGUACAGACACACCAACAUCUGGAAACUUUCACAGUCCUGAGACGUCAACAUGUUCAAUCUUCUGCUGCUUUAACUAAUGUGUGUCUUAAAAGGAAAGAGACGAUUUAUUUUGCCUGAAGAUUUCUUCAGCUGAGAUGAUGAAGCUCUCGGCAUGCAAAGCUUUUAAGGUAAAUAAUAAGAAACAGUUUUUCUGUAAAUGCUGAACCGAAGUGCUCCCUCUUCACACACACAAUAUGAUCGCAUAUACAUUCACCCCAAAAUCACACGUUAAGAUUUGUUUAAUUUGCACUAAAGAAAUGAAGCCUGUUUUAAGACCAUUAACAUCCACUGAGACGGGUUUUCAAUCUUAAAUUCUCAUUACUGUAAAACAUCUAGGAUUUGGUUAUUUUGUAGUUCACCUUAUCCUCAAAACACAUUUAAAGUUAUGUAGUAAAGUGUUAUUAUAUGAUGUUUACUGUAUUAUAGAUAAACAAUUACUGUAAUAUUGCAGUAAAAUGUAAGGACAGUGUAAGGAUCAUUAGUCUGUGUCAGUUCUGUUACUGUUAAGCUCUGUUGGCAAGGUCGAGUAACAGUGUUGACAGUCCAGUAACAGAACUGACACACAUGUAGCCUGUAACACCAAAUUAUUUAAAAUAAUUACAAAUAUUACCAUUUGACACCAAACGUACCUUCAAUUAUACUCAUGUUGUGCCAUCAUGAAUAUAUUUUCAUAAUGUAAAAGAUGGCGAUGGUCUCGUGAUGGGCUUCAGGUCUCUGUUUAUUGAUUGUGAGUUGUGAGAUUGAUUUAGAUUUGAUUCAUGUGUGUUUGUAAUGUAGACGUCUGUUUAUUAUUCAGUUAUGAGCACAGCUGAACGUACAGAUGUUUGUUUUGUUUUGUUUAAAUGUAUAUUAACCUUUUGUUUACUGAUGAAUUUGCACGUUAGGUAUUUCUGAUUACGUGUAGGUGAAGAGUCAGAUAGAUGAUAAAUGCCAAAUUCUGUGUGUGUGUGUGUGUGUAAGAAAGCAUAGCCUUCAGCUUUAUUAUAAUAUUAAUAUUAAUGAGAGGGGAGGAGUCGGGCGUUUCUAUCUUCAGGGCUGUACACAGAUGAGUUCACCAGAGAUUUCCUGCAGACAGACCAAAGGAGUCUUUGUGUUUUUUCUCAACAUUUCUCAUCAUAUAGACACGGUUGAUGUUGUUUAUUAUAGCGUGUCAUUGAUGUAUGAUCUGUUUUAGUAAUCAUAAAUGAUGAUUUUACAAACAUAAGGGACCGGACACCAGCUAAACACAAAGGUGAAUGAAACAUAAGCUGAGCGUGUCAUACGAUUCAGAUUAUUAUUGUAUUGUUUUCUUUCAUUAUUCUGAUUCGUCAUCGUACAGUUUUAUAUUGAUUAUAUUAGCACUAUUAUAAUUUCAACACAUGUAUUCCUCUUUCACUCGGUGUACAGUAGUGUGAAAAACAAGCAGGAUCUCAUUACAUCAUCUCUUUAUGUUAUUAUGAUGGAUCUUUUUAAACCAGCUUAUUGUAAAUGAUAAUUUUUUUCUUGUUUUUAUUUUAUAUAUUAUUUUUUUGUAUUAUUAUUAUUAUUUUCUUUUAUAUAUUAUGAUUUGAUUUUAAGAAACCACACUAUAAAUAUAAAGUAUUAUUAUUAUUAUUAAAGGGAAUUUAUCUCAUUUGCUGUAAUUUUGACCUACCCAGAAUGCAUUUGUAUUCUUGUUUUAUGAUUAUGGUCACAUACUUUUAAUUUAUUCACAGAUUUAGUCAUAUUUAAAUGACAUGAAGUGAUUUAAUGUGAGCUCUUGUAGAUGUUCUGUCUGAUUGACUUUAGGAGUCAAGUGUUUGAUUUAAAGUUUUUUUUAACAAAAGGGAAUUUUUAUGUUAUGUUUAUUUUUAUGGUAUCUGUUAUUUAAGUACAUAUCUGUAAAAGAUUAAUGAUAAUUUAGACAGCUGUUGUAAUGCACAGAUCUGAUGAUCUCUCUCUGUUGGCAUCAUAAAAACAAACACAUUUUAACAAUAAUCAUUUAAAUCUCAGAUCUUUGCAAAUAAAAUAUCUGUAAAUCACAAGUUUUAGUUUUGUUGAUUGUCAUGAACAGAUCAUUUAAAAGAUGAUUUUGUUUGCAGAUUUGUACCUAUAAGCAUUGACCGUCCAGAUAUCAUGAAAACUCAUGCAGCAAAUGGUUUCCUCAAAAAUUCUGCACUCUUGGAAAGGAUGUUUUAAAUUUUUACACAUCUUUUUAUGUUAAGCUGUAUGUAAUUUUAACACAUUUUGUGUUGAUUUUGUGUUAAAAUGUUAAAAGUAACACAAAAUGUGUUGUUUCAAUUAUAACACAGAGAUGGGUGGAUUCUGGGACAACGCAUUUAGUGUGUAAUCUCAGAAUCAACACUAAUGUGAUGUUUUUAACACAUCUGUUCUAAGAGUGUGCUGUUAUUUAGUGUCCAUGUUGUUUUAAAGAAUGUUUUCUGUAUAAAACACUAGAGGAAACGAGGUGUUUAACAGAUGCUGAAGUUUGAAGGAGAUUUGAGACUUCAGAGAAGAUCUGUGAGUAAUGAUGCUCAUUUUGCCCCCUUAUUGUCUACAACACUUUUAUUUAAGGCACCAAAGUAAUGCGAUGCAAAUUUGUUAUAAAAAUACCCAAACAAUAGAAAAUAUCUUCGUUGUUAAAGGUGCCAUAGAAUGUAAAACUGUAACUGAGUUGUGUACAUGGUAAUGGCAUAUCUUGAGCCUCAAACACAAUUGUUUCCUUCUCUUAUGUAAACCUCGUAAAUGCAAAAGAAAACCGAACACCAACUUUGCCGUUACAGUCCAGAUGAACGACCCCAACAUUAAAUUAAGUACAAUGUUGUUACAAUGCUAAAAAUAAAGUUGUGAAUGCUGAAUGCUAGUUAAUGCUAUAUGCUAGUCUUUAGGCUGAAGUUCUACUAUUGACCUUACAGUUACGUUCAUCUUCGUCUGAUACAGACUCAAACAUAAGAUCUGUUUACACACGCACAAAGAGCUACUGAAGGAGCUGCUCUGAGAAACAACCAAUCAGAGCAGAGCACUGGCCUAUAGUGGUGUGUUAAGGGCUCAUUAUAGUUCUGCGUAGGUCCUACGGUGUAGUCGCGACAAUGUAGGUUCCGCGUCGGUUUUCAUUUAUACUUUUACGCCGACGUCCAAAUACACGCGCAGACAGCUGGUCGGCAGUAUCCACGCGUGUAACCACAGUAGCAAGUGUGACCGUCAAAGAAGAUGAAGCUUGGCAAGUUAACCAACAAACAAAGAAGAAACAGCAACUUGUGUAUGAUUUGAGAAGCCCAGCAAUGAUGGAAGUAAAUAAACAGCGAGUUUGAGUUAAAUCACUCUUCAACUUGGCUAUAAAUAUUUGUUUUCACCUUUGCAAAUGGAAAUACCUAUGAAAUACCUAUUUUUUUACCUGACGGGAGGAGUUCUGGUGGACCAAUCACAGCAUUUUCAGUCCGUGUAGAACUGAAAAUGCGGUGUUAAAACUUUUGCGAGGUGAACGUCAGGCUACGCACUGGCUACGGAUAACCUACGGCGUAGAGCUUACGCACGACUAUAAAUCGGGCUCUAUAACUUAUCUGUAAGUUCUAUGGCUGUUUCGCAAUGUCAAGGAUACUUCCUUGGCAGGACUGGUCUUUCCAAGGCACUUCCUUCAGAGGUGAGGCUCCUCUUUAGAAUUUGGACAACACGUAUACAGGCUAGCAAGUGCACGGCAUUGCGUCAUUAGGUCAGUAAAAAGGUGUGCUUUCGGUGCUGUGCACGUAGGAUUAUGGGUGAUUUGAGAGCGCAAAGGCUACACAUAUGUAUCCUUUCCUUUAUAUGGGAUAUUUCUCGAACGAAGGACUCUCCUUGUUUGCAAUUCCGAGGAUCCUUCCUUGACAUUGAGAAACAGCCAGUGUGUUUGUGUUGUAUUGAGACAGAUCAUCCAGCAGAUGGUGCAGUGAGUCUCAUCAUCUCAUAGCCUGCAGGGUUUCAUUCACUGACUGUCUCUGGAGAAAGAGAAGAUAACUAUAGAGUAAAGAUACAGCCAAACCCGAUGACAUCGAUAAAUGUAAGCUGGCAAACUGUUUAAAUGCCUUUCUGCUUUCAUUCAAAAGUGAUUGCAAGGAUCUAAAUUUGAAAUAAAGACAUAGAUUGUGCAUUAUUUCCAGCUAUGCAGACAUGCAGUAAUAACACACAGAAAUCUCUCUGAGAUGCUGAAGUGAUUGCUGUAUGAUGAGAUAAGGGAUGUGUCUGUAGCAGGGUAGCCAGUCCAGAUCUCCUAAUACUGAUAUACAUUAUUUAGUGCAGGAUGGAGCCAAAGCACAAAGGAACUGAAGAUCAGAUGAAGGAAGAGAGGAAAGAGUUGAGCCCCAGGGAGAAGACUGAGAUCUUGCAUUAACUGUGGCCUUGUUUGCUGUCAGUCUGUCACCUCCUCAAGCUUGAAUAUUUAAUGUAAGUUGCAUUUGUUUUAGGCGUUUUAUGGUGCUCAGGUACUGGACUCUAGACAAUAAUGAUGCUGAAGGGUUUUAAAGCCCUACAGUUUGUGAAUUUUAUAGAUUUUUUCCAUAGACUUUUCUUUUGAGUCUGUGUGUUUUAUGAGGAAUCAUGUUGAUGCCAGUUUGUGGUUGUUUGAUGACUCUUUAAUCAUCGCUUUAUGUUUGUGAGAAUCUCAUAAACUUGCAAAAGGAAAUUCCUGAUUUAGUAGAGACAAAGUAUUAAAAUAUUGCAUGGCUCAUCUCAGUUCCCAUAACACUAAAUAUGAGAUCUGAGGAAAAAGUAGUAAUGCAAAUCUUUUUUUAAAUAUCUUUCUUAUUUUCCUUACUGCAUGUUGUUCUGAUAACAAGAAAAUCUUGUUAUCAGAACAACAUGCAGUAAGAAAUGUUUUUUAAAUCGUUUUUCAAUUGUCGUAUUUGAAACCUUUUCAGGUUAAAUCUGAAAUCCUUAAAAGUUUGUGAAUCUGUGGAAAAAAUAAACAUGCAUGGAUACAGGGGAUUGAACGUGCAUGCUUAAAUCAAUUUUGUGCAAGAAGUUUUCCUGAAAAAUCCAUAUUAUUUCUUGUGUAGUGUAGGAUGAUGUCAUAAACAUUUUAGACUUUUUUAGCGCACAUGCUAAACUUUAAAUGUUUUCAAUGCUUAUAUCUUCUGAAUGCAAAUUUGUUUCCAUACUUUUUGCAUAGAUGUGUUUGACACAUAAAAAUUGCCUCUACCAAUGUAUCUUACAAGGAACCUUGCUCGCAUUUGAAAUCCAUUCCCACAUGAAGUCCUUGAAAGGUCCUUGAAUUAAAAUAAC
Messenger RNA from Paramisgurnus dabryanus, 7027 nucleotides. RefSeq names its product mucolipin TRP cation channel 1b (gene mcoln1b). Gene Ontology annotation, molecular function: NAADP-sensitive calcium-release channel activity. The record is from RefSeq and is a predicted model, not a curated record. Lineage: Eukaryota; Metazoa; Chordata; Actinopteri; Cypriniformes; Cobitidae. Gene Ontology annotation, cellular component: lysosomal membrane; plasma membrane.